AUAAAUAAGCGGGCUGCCUACCUGCAGCACCGCCACUGGCUCCUUGGCACCGCCGAGCCCGAGCCCCAGCCGCCCGCCCCGCCCCGCCGGGACAUGAUCCUGCCCUGCGCCCUGGUGGUCGCGCUCCUGGCUGCCGGCCGAGCAGCCAAUCCUUGCUGCUCAAACCCAUGCCAGAACAGAGGAGUAUGCAUGACAACAGGAUUCGAUCGAUAUGAGUGUGACUGUACAAGGACAGGGUUUUAUGGGGAAAACUGCACAACACCGGAAUUCCUCACCUGGCUGAAGCUGGCACUGAAGCCUACGCCAAACACUGUCCACUACAUUCUCACCCACUUCAAAGGGAUCUGGAAUAUCAUCAACAACAUUCCCUUCUUACGGGACACCAUUAUGAGAUACGUGCUAACGUCAAGAUCACAUUUGAUUGACAGCCCACCAACUUACAACAGUGACUAUAACUACAAAAGCUGGGAAGCAUAUUCCAAUCUCUCUUAUUACACCAGAAGCCUGCCACCAGUAGGACAUGACUGCCCAACACCUAUGGGUGUUAAAGGUAAGAAAGAGCUCCCAGAUUCAAAGCUGAUUGUGGAGAAAUUCUUGCUGAGGAAAAAAUUUAUUCCUGACCCACAAGGCACGAAUGUGAUGUUCACAUUCUUUGCUCAACACUUCACUCAUCAGUUCUUUAAGACAGACCACAAGAAAGGACCUGGCUUCACUAAAGCUCUCGGCCAUGGGGUUGACUUGAACCAUAUUUAUGGAGAGACUCUAGAGAGACAACUUAAACUGAGACUUCUCAAGGAUGGAAAGCUAAAAUAUCAGAUGAUUGAUGGGGAAAUGUAUCCACCCACAGUGAAGGACACCCAGGCAGAAAUGGUGUACCCUCCUCACGUUCCUGAACACUUGCAGUUUUCUGUCGGGCAGGAGGUGUUUGGUUUGGUCCCAGGUUUAAUGAUGUAUGCUACAAUAUGGCUCAGAGAACACAAUCGAGUCUGUGACAUCCUGAAACAGGAGCAUCCAGAAUGGGAUGAUGAGCGACUGUUCCAGACUACUAGACUCAUAUUGAUAGGAGAGACGAUCAAGAUUGUUAUUGAAGACUAUGUACAACACCUGAGUGGCUACCACUUCAAACUGAAGUUUGAUCCUGAGCUGUUGUUCAACCAGCGCUUCCAAUACCAGAACCGGAUUGCAGCGGAAUUCAAUACCCUGUACCACUGGCACCCGCUUCUGCCAGACACUUUUCAGAUACAUGACCAGGAGUACACUUUCCAGCAGUUCCUCUACAACAACUCCAUAAUGCUGGAACAUGGGCUUUCGCAUAUGGUGAAGUCUUUCUCCAAGCAAAGUGCUGGCAGGGUUGCUGGGGGGAAAAAUGUUCCUGCUGCAGUACAGAAGGUAGCAAAAGCUUCAAUUGACCAAAGCAGACAAAUGAGAUACCAGUCCUUGAAUGAGUACAGGAAGCGCUUCAUGUUGAAACCAUUUAAAUCAUUUGAAGAACUUACAGGAGAAAAAGAAAUGGCAGCAGAACUGGAAGAGCUUUAUGGAGACAUUGAUGCUAUGGAGCUGUAUCCAGGCCUCCUUGUAGAGAAGCCACGACCAGGCGCCAUCUUUGGCGAAACAAUGGUAGAAAUUGGAGCGCCCUUCUCUCUGAAAGGACUGAUGGGAAACACUAUCUGCUCGCCUGAGUACUGGAAGCCCAGCACUUUUGGAGGAAAAGUCGGCUUUGAAAUAAUCAAUACUGCCUCCUUCCAGAAGCUCAUCUGCAACAAUGUGAAAGGCUGUCCUUUCACUGCUUUCCAUGUCUUAAACCCUGAACCCACAGAGGCAACCAUUAAUGUUAGUACCUCAAACACAGCAAUGGAAGAUAUCAACCCCACAUUACUACUGAAAGAGCGAUCUGCUGAGUUAUAAAAUAUCCAUCUAUUUAUUUAUUUAAUUAUAUAAAUUAUUGUAUUUAUAGCUUAAUUAUUAUUAUUACUCUUUUUUAAAAGAGCUCAUGUCUUCACUUUGGAGUUUGCCCUAGACUUCUUACUCAGGUAAGGCUUCCAUUUAGAAAAGGGAUUUUUCUGUGUUUGAGCUCAACAGUAGUAAAUCCCUUGUUUAAAGUCUUCUGUAACAGAACUAAGUAUUCCAAAAUGGACAAAAGUUCCAAUUUUUUUAUAUUGCUUUCUUACUUGACAGAAAGGGCAUUUAUUUUGUUGUGUUUUCUCACUUGAUAGGUCACAACACUACAAAAGCGAGUUAUUGCCUCAGCUUUUUAGACUUGAAAAUAGGCGGUCAAACUAAAAGGUCAAGAAAACUCAACUUGCUGCAGCUGAUAACUCUUGGCAGUUUUCAUUAUUGGUACUCAAAGAUGAAUAAAAGAUGCAACUUUUUUUUAAUGUAAACUCAGAACGAGUUGCAUUUCCUCAUUGAUACUACCUCUCCCUUGUUGCAAAUAGGGCACUUUGUACAGUAACUUACAGGUUCUCUUUUGUGUGUAAAUCUGCUUUCCUGUGGCAUUACACUUUGUUUAUUAUUAUUUAAAGAGAAUAGAACUUGUCUUGCAUCCUGCUUUUGUGAUGUGGGCUUCAAAGCCACAAGUAUUAUUUGUGCUGAGAAUGAUCCUAGUGGUACUGAGGUAGAAGCAGCCUGGUGGUCACUUAUUUCUAGUCUGAUAGAGAUGUUUUAGUUUGCAAAGUUGGGGAGCUCUUAGAGUCCAAAGUAUUAGUGUUCUUUCCAUAGCUCUAAUUCUCUGGUCUACUUGAUAAUACAACUUUAAUCUUUGUCACUUUAAGGACAAAUGGACAGUAUAGUUUUUAGUUAAGGAUGUGACCUACAGUAUAUAACUAUCCCAGCUACUUAGUUAUCCUGGUUCUAUGGAGUGUACCCAAAAAAACAACAUUGAAAUCAUUGGGGGAUAGUAAAAACGGGGAAGCUGUGUAAGCAUGCGCAGCAAAAAUGAAUCUUGAACAGAUCUAGCCAAGUUUUAUAAUGAUAAGACUGGGCAUUAUAGUUUAAGUCUAUGUACACAAGCCAUAGUCAUGCCUUAGUUUUUUAUUUAUUUGGGGGUGUGAGGGGAAAUAAUGUUUUGUUUAUAACUUAUAAACAGGGGCAUUUUUAAGCAAUUCUUUUGUGCUAACUGGCCAGUUUCUUUUGCCAGUUUCUUUUAAGAUAAAAAGAUUCUAGACAUGGUUGUCCUGAUUCAGCAAUAAAAUCUCUAGUCUUACCUGGGCACAUACACAGCUUGCUUGCUUGCUUUUUUUUUCUUCUUUUUUUUUUAAGCAGUACUUCAAAACUUUCAUAGAAGGGGGUUUGGGGUCUUCUUGUUUGUGUUAAUUUCUGGAGGGGGAAAUGUGGAACAACAUCUUUCCAUAAAAACAGCUAAGGAACUAUAGGUAAAAAGACUGUCACCCCAGACUGCGAUAGAGAGGCAACACAGUAUUUUGUGCUAAGAAAAAGAUAAGUAAGUUCAUGACUGCUUGCAAAAAGGAGUUUAAUUUCAUACUACAUCUGAAUUUCUCCAACCUCUUUGAGGCUUGGUAAUGCAUAAUGAGGACUAUGGUACUAGUAUGGCUUGACUGUCACUUCUGUGUCCUUCUUUGUUUAAAGACAUCAACUACCUUUUUGCGGUGUAAGUUUGUAAUCCUUAAUGCAAAUAGCUGAAUUAAGAUGUCCUAUAAUAAUCAAUACCAGUGUCUGAUUUGAGAUGGUCUCUGAGAUGGAUGCUUUGGGUGUAGGAGGAGCAUUUGUUUAGUUUUCUGUUUUGAGGCACUAAGAUGACAAAUUUCAGUCACUUUCUAUUGAAAGGUGAUCAGCACUGUAAAUGUUAGUAAAUUAUUUGGUCAUGUUAGACACUUAGUUGUCAUUUAAUUCAUGUCAUGUCAUCUUUGGAAUACACUUUGGCAGAGCAGCCUUCCACCAUUAACAAGGAAAAAUGUUUGGCUUGAAUUCAAAAGGAGACAGCUUUAGACAGAUCUAGUUAUUUGGGGGGUAGAUAAAAAUGAAUUAACAAGGUUUAAGUCCAUGUUGCUUGAGUUAGGUAUAAGCUGCUUCAGAAAGGAAUCAUGUUCACUUUGCAUUUUGUACUUCGCAAUCACAUUUUGGCAGUCACUUAUCUGUUUCCCAACCUGCUGGGUUAGGCUGGGUUCAAGUUGCUCCUGAUAAAUGUGUAUGUCUGAGAUUAUUUAUUUAAAAUUCUGUGGAAUUGUUUUUCAUUUUAUUUUUGUAGAACAAGAGGCUUUUAAAAUACAAUUGUUUCAAUAAAUAAGUUUAAAAAAACA
Dromaius novaehollandiae (emu) is the source of this 4256-nucleotide messenger RNA. RefSeq names its product prostaglandin-endoperoxide synthase 2 (gene PTGS2). Gene Ontology annotation, molecular function: heme binding; oxidoreductase activity, acting on single donors with incorporation of molecular oxygen, incorporation of two atoms of oxygen; peroxidase activity. The record is from RefSeq and is a predicted model, not a curated record. Bases 94 to 1905 code for a protein of 603 amino acids. Gene Ontology annotation, cellular component: cytoplasm; neuron projection. Lineage: Eukaryota; Metazoa; Chordata; Aves; Casuariiformes; Dromaiidae. Gene Ontology annotation, biological process: cyclooxygenase pathway; response to oxidative stress. The transcript is spliced from 10 exons.